Molecule: messenger RNA, 558 nt
Organism: Pseudophryne corroboree (corroboree frog)
Lineage: Eukaryota; Metazoa; Chordata; Amphibia; Anura; Myobatrachidae
Gene: TMA7
Product: translation machinery associated 7 homolog
Exons: 4
Coding region: 57-332 (91 amino acids)
Source: RefSeq, a predicted model, not a curated record
GAUGAUGAUCGGUAUCCCGUGCCAUCCUCCCCGGGGGUGUCCCUGAGAGCGGGCAUAUGCCACCCAGGCACCGGGGGACAGCUGUAUGUGUGCCGUGUACUGGUUAUUACCCGGUGGUGGCCUCUGUAGCGCACACAUGCCUGAGCUUGACCAGUGGUAAGAAGAAGCCCCUGAAGCAGUCUAAGAAGCAAAGCAAGGAAUUAGAUGAGGAGGAUGUGGUGUUCAAGCAGAAACAGAAAGAAGAGCAAAAAAAGCUGGACGAACUGAAGGGCAAAGCAGCGCAGAAGGGGCCACUCACUGGCGGCGGAAUAAAGAAAUCUGGCAAGAAGUGAUCCGCUUGUUUACAUGACUUUGUUUCCUGUGUUGGGUUCAGAGGAUCUCCCGGGAGUAGCGGCUCUGUGCGGAUCUCUUCUAUGUCUGUGUACAGUGAUAAUACACGUUUUUGUGACUGCCCCUUUUUGUUUUUUAAUGCAGUGGCAUCUGAGACUAAACUAAUGUUAAACUUGCUCCCAUGACGUAUGUGUCCCCUUCCCCAAAGAAAUAAAUGUGUAAAGAGAA